Camellia sinensis is the source of this 360-nucleotide messenger RNA. Lineage: Eukaryota; Viridiplantae; Streptophyta; Magnoliopsida; Ericales; Theaceae. The record is from RefSeq and is a predicted model, not a curated record.
AUGGCAGAAGUCGAGCUUUUCAGGACGUGGUCAAGUCCAUUUGCUCUGAGAAUCGUUUGGGCAUUGAAACUUAAGGGCAUAGAAUAUGAAACCAUAUUUGAGGAUCUUUCCCACAAAAGCUCUCUACUUCUGGAGUAUAAUCCAGUCUACAAAAAAGUUCCAGUCCUCGUGCACAAUGGAAAACCAAUCUCGGAAUCUCUUGUAAUUCUUGAAUACAUCGAGGAUACAUGGAAGCAGACUGCUUUAUUACCUGAAGAUCCUUAUGAAAGAGCCACAGCUCGUUUUUGGGCAAAAUUCAGUGACAGUCGCAAAAGCAAGGGUAAUGUGACAGAAUGGGAGAAUCUUGACAUUAUCAGGUAA